Messenger RNA from Cygnus olor (mute swan), 5986 nucleotides. It is a transcript of the gene PLAGL2, whose product is annotated as PLAG1 like zinc finger 2. The coding region runs from base 1858 to 3342 and encodes 494 amino acids. NCBI's taxonomy places the organism in Eukaryota, Metazoa, Chordata, Aves, Anseriformes, Anatidae. The record is from RefSeq and is a predicted model, not a curated record. Gene Ontology annotation, molecular function: DNA-binding transcription activator activity, RNA polymerase II-specific. The transcript has 3 exons.
CCCGGCCGCUCUAGCGGGGCGCGGGCACCAUCGAGGCGGCGGCGGCGGCGGGCCCCGACGUCACUCCCACAAUGCCCCGCACAAUGGGGCCGCCGCGGCCUGCGCCGGAGCCGCGCCUGGCGGGGCCCGGGGGAGCGGGGUAGCUUUGAAACUGGCACAGAUGGCUGAGCUCGUGCGGAGGGAAAUAAGCAAAUACCUGGAGGAAGUGGCAGAGAGUCCUGGAACGUGUACGCAGCCCUGACGCAGGAGACAGAGAACAUUUAUCACUUUCGGCACCCAUCUCAUCAUACAGAGGUGAAAUACUGGCAGUCCUACACGCCAACAAAGACAGACCGCUCCGAAACACGGGAUUCCUGCAGCCUAAAGGGUAGGAGCAGCCGCCACGUCACGCUGUGUUGUACCAAAGUGGCGCUCAGCAAUCCCAGUCCUUUUUUGUCGUGCUCUGCCUGCGUAGAUUCAGCCUGCCCAAACCUGAAUCCUGUUCCUAACGGACGUUUCCACACCUCCUACGCAGUGACACAUUGUCUUGGAGCCAUCCCGUUUCCCGGUGUUUUCCACCCCGAGGGAACGGCUCGCGGUAUCGGGAUUGAUUGUGUGGCUGCCGUUAUUGUUAUUUCAGCUAUUUAUAACGUUCCGCGGUGCCCUCUCUUAAUGGGGGUUGGUUAGUUCCCUCGCAGUUGCACAUCCUGCCCACAACUGGCACUCUUGUUGAUGUGCAGGCAGGAAGUUCCUCCCUCUGAAGCAAUCAUGGAGUGAGAAAGAGCUUGAGGGUUUGAUGCUAUUUUAAGAAGUUUCUUAGGUAGCUAAAUUCAGCGAGAGAGAGCUUUUCUGAGGUUUUUAUUCCAUCUCACCACGUACUGGUGUAAGUGCUGGUAGAACCUGACAGAAAUGCAGUACUCUGCCAACAAGACAAACGCAACCCAAGAACAGCCCGCUGGCAGAGAUCAGGAGAGAUUUUCUUCUACAUAAAAGCCAGCAGAGAAUCGCCAUAGAUUAAGAGGAUGCAGGAGGUGUGUUUGGUUGAGUGGGUGAUAGUUUGAAGUUCCAUAUCGAUGGAUAAGGGUGUAAAAGAAAAAAAAUAUGUUUAUUACUGUAGAAAACUUGGAAUACAGAGAGGCAGAAUUUGCCCCACAGAAGAAAAGAGAAAUGACAGUGACUUAUCGCGCCCUCAAGAGAAGUAGCACCUGCUGCCUUCCUGAAAGAGGUAGCUGUGUGACGGUGCUGAUAGCACCAAGCUUUCUUCCACAGCCCUGUUCGCCCGCGUGGGGCAACGCAGAUUGGUUUGCUGGGAGACGGUCUUGCUAGUGCAGUGUGUUGGUAGGAGAGUGGAUGAAAAAAGAAAUAAUAAAUACCUUAAAUUUCUGGCCCAGGGGAGCAAAGAGCAAGAGCAAGGGAGAGUAGACAUGAAGAACGUGAAAAAAGGGGAUGAGGAACGCUCUGCAAAAGAUGCUGGGAAAGGCGAGGUAUUUAGGGCUCCAGAGGCAAACCCACCUAUUUCAGGAGAAAAUGCACGCAGCAGGUAACGCUGGCUCUUUAUUCAGGGAGACGGAACAGGGGUUAAGAGAGGAAAGAACCAGGCGUAUUCUGGAGCUGGGAAUUCCCCAUGUCUGUGAACGUGCAGCACGAGCGCCUUCGCGCAUUUGUCGCGCUUGCUGAUGCUCACCCGCGUUUGCGUGCUCAGGUGGAAGAUGUAGUGGGUUAACACCAACUCUUCUGUGAUUCCAGAUGAUGAUGUUUUGCUGUUAAAGCAGUUUGGUCACAGAGGGUUCCAACUGAAACUGCACCCAGACAACGUCACGGCAAGACGCCUGCAGGCUCGAGUUCUGCUUGACAUGGCCGUGUUCCACUAGGCCUGCCAUGACGGCAUUUUUUCCCAGUGUUCCCAACUGGAUUCAAGAUGCAAAGCAGGAGGAGGAAGAGACAGGCUGGAAAUUAGUUCCCAGGCCAAGAGGUGAAGAGACUGAAAGUCAGGGAAAAUGCCAAUGUGAAAUAUCAGAGACCUCCUUCACUAACGUGGACAAGCUGAGAACUCACACGCUUUCUCAUACCGAGCAGCGACCGUACAACUGCCCCCAGCUGCACUGUGGCAAAGCCUUUGCUUCUAAGUACAAGCUGUAUAGGCAUAUGGCCACUCACUCUGCUCAGAAGCCUCAUCAGUGCAUGUACUGCGAGAAGAUGUUUCACCGGAAGGAUCACCUUCGCAACCACCUGCAGACCCACGAUCCCAACAAGGAGGCCCUCCACUGUCCCGAGUGUGGCAAGAACUACAACACCAAGCUUGGUUUCAGGCGACACCUGGCCAUGCACGCGGCUGCCAGCGGUGACCUCAGCUGCAAGGUAUGCCUCCAGACAUUCGAAAGUACCCAAGUCCUGCUGGAGCACCUCAAAGCUCAUUCUAGACGGGCUUCUGGCGGGGCGAAGGAAAAGAAGCAUCCGUGUGACCACUGUGACAGGCGCUUCUACACCCGGAAAGAUGUGCGGAGACACUUGGUGGUGCACACGGGGCGGAAGGAUUUCCUGUGCCAGUACUGCGCUCAGAGGUUUGGGCGGAAGGAUCAUCUGACCAGGCACAUGAAGAAAAGCCACUCCCAGGAACUGCUGAAGAUUAAGACGGAGCCCGUGGACAUGCUGGGUCUCCUAAGCUGCAGCUCGUCUGUAGCAGUAAAAGAAGAGCUGAGUCCCGUCCUGUGUAUGGCAUCCAGAGACAUGAUAGGUGGUAAGAGCUUCCCUGGCAUGCUGCCCGUGGGCAUGUACAGCACGCAUCUCCAAACCAUGCCAAGCUCAGGAAUGCCCCAUUCUUUGGUUCCUAAUUCUCUUCCAAUGGGAAUGAGUUAUCCUCUGGAGUCUUCUUCUCCCAUCUCCUCCCCACCGCAACCUCCUCCAAAGUAUCAGCUUGGAUCUACCUCAUAUUUGCCUGAGAAACUACCCAAAGUAGAGGUGGACAGCUUUUUGUCAGACUUCCCUGGCAGCCUGUCUCUCUCGUCUGGUGAGCCUCAGUCCUCUUCGCCUCAGCCACCCCCUCUGGACGAGGCUUUGCUUUCCAAGAGCCCUGCUAACCUUUCAGAGGCUCUCUGUGCUGCUAACAUGGACUUUUCUCAUCUUCUUGGCUUCCUCCCCCUAAAUCUUCCUCCUUGCAAUCCACCUGUGUCUUCAGGGGGAUUGGUCAUGGGCUACUCACAGGGGGAGACGCAGCCACUGCUUACCACUUUGCAACAUCAACCUCAAGAAUCUCCUGGAGCUGGGGCCUCCCUGAACUUUGGGCCCCUUCAUUCAUUGCCCCCCGUCUUCACCUCCAGCUUGAGCACAACCACGCUGCCACGUUUCCACCAGGCGUUCCAAUAAGCUGAAAAUAGCACUGGAGAACAGAUCUUUCAGUCACCCUUCUGUGGAGAGCCUUAAAAACGCACAACUCUUACUUCCCUUUGGGGUGCGAAAGCUUUGCAAAGCUGUUUCAGACAGGAGGUUUCUGAUCUCUGGAGGGAGCACUUGUAGACUGGAACAGCAGAGAUCCCCAUGCAAGUCCCAGUCCUGUACAGCAAGAAGUUUUCAGCUAAUAGACUGGAUAUAUUUUAUCUAAUUCUUAAUCUGUGAAUCAGGAGCCACACUUAGCACUGACCUUCCCUGAGAUCCUGGAGCUAUGUUCCUCUUUGGGAAGGGAUCGUCCCUGAGAAGGAGUUGAGACUCUUUCAUCCGGGGCUAAACUUUUGAAGAGUCCAGCUUCCAUUUCAUGUUACGACACUGCAGUUCUGGCAAAACAGCCAAUACCUUCACACGGAGAAGGAGAAGUCAGGACACCCGCUGUGUAUGAAGCCAACGGGGAGGAGGCUGUCCUUCCCCACUACCUCUCAUCCCAUCACCUCAUACAGCUUACUCCACCGAAUACAGCUUACUCCACGUCAGUGUUAAGCACCGAGACCGUUUACAUGGAGAAUUCAGCUCACGUCACCUCAUUCUUCUUUGCGGAGCCGUUAGGUUCAACUCAUUACAGUGACCUUUGUUUACACAAUGCAAAUCUGUCCCCACCGUUACAACCAUAGGAGGCACCAGGAUACACUGGCUUUAUAUCUGGUGUAGCUAGAACACUGUUUACACGAGGAAGUCAGGUUGCACUGAUUUCUCUUCACUUAUCACGUUCUUCCCCCAUGGGGAAAUACACUGCUUUUUCGGACCAUUUCAGCCUCUGCCCCUGCAGGCAGCAGCUUCCUGUGUAUUUUCUCUGACUACCCACGUGUCAAGGGGAUGGAGCAGCUCGCAGAACUUAGCUUGUUUUUGUGGUGUAUGGAUAAAGCCCUUUUAAGUAUCUCCCGCAGGCAAACAGAUCGUGCAUCUGUUCUGGAAACCAAAGCAUGUGAAGAAGCUGGGUGAGGAGGGGGCAGCAGCACUGAGUACCGUCCGACCAGGCACGGGUGGGAACGAGCUUCAGGCCCUCGCUCCACGGGUUCCCUUGAGAUGAGGAACAGAGUACGAGUUUCUAGUGUUUGGUUUGUUGUUUGUUGGUUGUUUUUUUUUGUUUUGUGUUUUUUUUUUAACCACAACAGUUCAGUGAGGUCAGUACCCUUUUGGCUUAUCUACGAAGCAGUCUCGAGAGAUAGAUUUAUUUUUUUUUAAACCUCUGUCGUAGGGUGAUAACAGCAAGGAAUUGGGAGGAAAAAUUGGUCCCAGCUUCAUUUACACUCUGUUACUGUAUUUGAAGCAUUUUUCCCAACACUAAUAGUUGCAACAAAUGCUGAGAGUUUGGGCCUGCAGUCACCCUUUCACUUAGGAUUUGGUUCCACUGGCCUUUUUGUUCUCUCUUUUUUUUUUUGAGCCUUGCCUCUUGAAGUUCUGCUUCCCUUGCUCCCUGCCCCACCUCUUAAAUUCUUCCCCGGACUGUCUCCCUCCCGAGGGCAGAAGGGUUACACUGCUAAGUGGCAGCGAGCUGCUGGAUGUCAUUUAGCAUUGUCUUGUCUCCUGCUCUCAUUUUCCUGGGCACUUGUAUUGAAGUAGUGACAUGUGGAGGUCACUCUCACCGUGCAGUAGUACAUGUUUAUGAUUACAGACAUGCAGAUCCUUGUACCUCAGCAUGCAGGAACCACUGUAGGCCAAUAUAAACCAGGAAAUCUGUCAAUAUUGUUCUCUAUAAAUCCAGAAAAUGCAAAAUCUACCUCUGUUCUGUUACCCCAGCUCCUUCCGUGAAGCCAGAUACUGCCCUUGCUCAGCUCCCCGGAGCACACCCGCUGCAGUCAGGACGCGUUAACCUUCUGCUGAGCCACCGAUCCCACAGCCUGACAUCAGCCGUGCCUCACGUUUUAUGGGCUUGUCCCCGUUCCAUUUUACUCACAAAUUUUAUUUUAAUUUAGUUUAGUAAUUCCUCCCAGAAGGACUGCUUAGUGAUCCAUUGAUUCUCCAAACCAUAGACCGUUUGUUUUAGGUUAGCCAGCGAUGCUGCAAAUAAUACUUCUGUAUCAAAAUGUAAUAUAAGAUUUAUUUACCUCAGCAAUAUCCUGUGGCAAUGAUCUCCCUGAGUUAAAUGCAGUACUUCCUUUUCUCCACUGUAAGAUGUUGCCUUUCAAAGUUCAACGAGUGCCUUCUUGUUCUCUAACAUAGAAAAGGUAAAUAGGGCAUUUCAGCUAGUCUUCUGUUUACCACCACUGAAUACCUCAGUCCCAUCUCCUGCUGCUUUUCUCUUGGCAAACUGAAGAGUUUCUCAACGUUAUCAAUAAUAUGCAAGCCUUACCCCGUCUUCAGUCGAGAUAUUUUUUUUUGAGAAAUAAAUGGCCAGAACUGAUCACUUACUGCAAGUGAGGAGUAGCAGAGUUAUGCAAUGCCAUCGCACACCUUCUUCUUCCCUUUCCGAGUAUUCAGCUUUCUUGCUUUUUGCCUGCAUUGUACUCUCAACAGAUGUCAUCACUGGAAUUCCUUUAGCAGCGGUAGCUAAACUUAGAGCCAGGCAUCUUUUUCCUACCAGUAGUCUGUCAAAGAAUAAAUGGAAUUCAUUUCGCUAUUA